Molecule: messenger RNA, 656 nt
Organism: Ruditapes philippinarum (Manila clam)
Lineage: Eukaryota; Metazoa; Mollusca; Bivalvia; Venerida; Veneridae
Product: gastrula zinc finger protein XlCGF7.1-like
Exons: 4
Biological process (GO): regulation of transcription by RNA polymerase II
Molecular function (GO): DNA-binding transcription factor activity; RNA polymerase II cis-regulatory region sequence-specific DNA binding
Source: RefSeq, a predicted model, not a curated record
GUGAAUCAUGGUAUGAUAUUGAAGACCAGUCUACAUCCGAUUAUGGCAGACGGCAACAAUCUGUUACAACUGGAGGACGACAUUAUUGUAACUUGUGUGGAAAACUGUUUCCAAGCAACUGGAAAUUACAGAGACAUAUGAGAGUUCAUACCGGAGAAAAGCCAUUUAUCUGUAGUUUCUGUAAUAAAGGCUUCAAUAAAGACAUAGAAUUGAACAGAAUACUGAUAGUCAGAGUUGAAAGGUCACCAUCAGUUUCAGAAGGAAAUAAACAAUCCUAUCCCUGUAACCAUUGUGGACGUAUGUUUGACAGGAAGUACAAUCUUGAAGUGCACACACGAAUUCAUACUGGAGAACGUCCAUUCGUCUGCAAAGUUUGUGGAAAGGCUUUCAACCGAAAGUCAAUUUUACAAGCACAUAUGCUCACACACAUGUCUAGCAAUAUUUUUUUCAUCUGUUUUUCAGAAGGAAAUAAACAAUCCUAUCCCUGUAACCAUUGUGGACGUAUGUUUGACAGGAAGUACAAUCUUGAAGUGCACACACGAAUUCAUACUGGAGAACGUCCAUUCGUCUGCAAAGUUUGUGGAAAGGCUUUCAACCGAAAGUCAAUUUUACAAGCACAUAUGCUCACACACAUGUCUAGCAAUGUUUUAUAUUAG